Peronospora matthiolae is the source of this 168-nucleotide messenger RNA. Lineage: Eukaryota; Oomycota; Peronosporomycetes; Peronosporales; Peronosporaceae. The record is from the annotation of a GenBank genome assembly.
AUGCGAUGCGCGAGCAAGGCCGCCGAGAGCGCGUCUGCACGUCUCUGUGCGGACGCCGAAGCAGAAACUACAGCAACUGAUGUCCCAUCAGUUGCUGAAUCGACUCAGCCUGUAUCACCUGGUGAUGCAGGCGCUGGUCAUGAAGACACUCGUGUCUUCACAGAGUGA